Messenger RNA from Hemibagrus wyckioides, 3336 nucleotides. RefSeq names its product low density lipoprotein receptor-related protein 11 (gene lrp11). Lineage: Eukaryota; Metazoa; Chordata; Actinopteri; Siluriformes; Bagridae. Gene Ontology annotation, molecular function: serine-type endopeptidase inhibitor activity; protein binding. The record is from RefSeq and is a predicted model, not a curated record. Bases 192 to 1838 code for a protein of 548 amino acids. The transcript is spliced from 9 exons.
GAAUCUCUCAUCACCAGCAUCUCGGUCGAGGACAAAAGCGGCGCACCUGCGAGCUGGAUGGAGACGGAAAUGCAGAUUUGUUUAUUCUGAAAUCAUGCUGAUCUGUGACUUGAUAAGGAAUACGAUAGUGAUUAUUUUCUCGUUUGGAAAGUAAACAAAAAAAGGAUUUCACUAGGCUUUUUAGCGCGAAUAUGUUGUUGUUGUCAGCGCUCCUCCAUCACCAGCUGGGCUUUUUGUUUUUCUUCCUCGCCAGUGCAGGCGUCAGUCGCUCCUCGCAGAUUUCCGAUCUUAAGUCGAAGCUGUCCGGUGUGGAGGAGCUGCUGGAGGAGUUCCGCAAGCAGCUGCAGCAGGAUGACUCGUACCAGGGCGUCGAGGACCCCAGCGACGCGUGUCUGAGUGACUUCGACGCGGCGGAGGAGCGCAUCAUCCGCGCCAUGGCCUCCAUCGAGCGCGGCGCCACCUUCCUGUCGGCACCGGGACGCGUGUACAACCGCCGAGACUGCGUGCGCGCCUGCUGCGCCGAACCGCGCUGUACCACGUCCAUCGUCCAGGAGCAGCCGCAGCAGCCGGACAGCGGCGCCGGUCUGCGCUGCUACCUGUUCAACUGCACGUACGGCGGCGCGAACGUCUGCGCCUUCUCGUUUCAGCGGGGCUUCAACACGUUCAGCCGGGUAGCGCGCAACGUCAGCGCGUCCAGAGAGCGUCACCGGAGGCCUGUGGAGGAGGAUGAAGAUGGCGACUCGUCGAUGCGAGAGCUGGACGAACCCCCACGCAGCGACGCUGGAAUGGACGUGGUGAUCCAGCUGCCUACGGAUUGGGCCAUACUGGAUGGAAGGGACAGCAUGGAUGACCAUGGAGUUGUCCGUUAUGAGUGGGCUCUCGUUAAAGGAGAUCCGUCAGUCAGCAUGAAGGUUACCCACCCGGGUCUGCUGAAGCUGAGCGGGCUCAGAGAAGGUGUCUACACUUUCCAGAUGACUGUCACUGAUACAGUAGGACAGAGGAGUUCAGAUAACGUCUCUGUCACUGUGCUGGCACCCAAACAUCAUGCAGAAGUAUGUACUCAUCACUGCUCGCCGUACCAGUUCAUGUGUGAUGACGGCUGCUGUAUCGACAUUAGCUAUGCCUGUGAUGGCAAACAGCACUGUCCCGAUCGCUCGGAUGAAGACUUCUGCCGCAACUUCGACGGAGGCCGUAAGACGGUGACUCACACAGCCAGCGCUCCGUCUCAGAACGGAGGAGCCAGAGAAGCAGAGGGCCGAGCCAUGAUUCCCUCAGCACCACACAAUCCUGAAACCCCCACAGAGCCCAAACAACAAAAACAACCUACAGCUGAUCAAGAUCCCUGCACGAUGCCCCCGGUGGUCGGUCCAUGCAAAGGCGUUUUCCCACGCUGGUAUUAUGACCCCACAGCUGGAGAGUGUAAACACUUUCUGUACAGCGGCUGCAAAGGGAACCACAACAACUUCCUGCAGCAGGCCGACUGUGCAAAUGAGUGCAUCCAGAAACCUGUUCCAGGUGACCAGCAGGCCACUGCAGCGCCUCCUCCCACCACACACACAAACACAGCUGCCAGGUCUGAAAGUGCUGAAGCCAAAUCCAAGACUUCUACAUCAUUAUCCCAGAAUGCUCAGCCAGUAACUAAAGCUCAUACAGAACUGAGUGGACACUCGCCGCCAGAGUCAGGUGCGAUCCUGGCUCUGGUUGUCGGGGUGAUUGUUAGCGCUCUGCUCCUGCUGAUGGUGGGCUGCAGGCUGCGUGUUCGACGUCACAGGAGGAAGAAAGCUCUGCCCCUCACCACAGAGGAGUCCGAUUACCUCAUUAAUGGCAUGUACCUGUAGUGCAGCAUAUUCUAACACCCGCACACGGGUGCACCUUCGAAGACGAGAACCGUGGAUAUAACUCAAACCAUGUAAAAUAAUCUAGAAUAUCAGCUGCUACAUUGAGUCUGAAUACAUCAUGUAAACCUUCUGAUUAGGAAGCAGUUCAAUAAUUCGAUGUCUUACCUUCGCUUGAUGAGGUGUGUGUAUCAAAACAGCAAGUCCUAGCAGGAAAGUAAAAAAAAAAAACACAGGGAUGUAAUUUAAGUCAAUAAUAAUUAAAAAAAAAAAAAAAAAAUAGUAGAAACUGCUGCACCUGUCAGGAACAGGAGUCUGAAACGGCACAGUCGAAGACCAGAAAUAUUUUUCGUUCUGGUUUUCACGAGUCUGCGCUCACUGUAGCCUCGGCUUCUUGCUCUUCUCAGACAGGAGUGUGGUCUAAUGCUGUUGUAGUCCAUCUGCCUCAAUGUUUGUGCGUUCUGAGAUGCUUUUCUACUCGUCACGGCUGUAAAGAGCGGUUAUUUGAGUUACCAUAAGCCUUCAGCUUGAACCAUUCUCCUCUCAUCUCUCUGAUUAACAAGCUUUUGCCAUCAUCCAGCACAGAUGUGUUUUUUGCCAGGUUGUGUAAUCUCUAGAACGUGUUGUGUGUGAAAACUGCAGCAGAAACUGUUAAAGUGGCCGAUAGCCGCUCCUAGUAUAGAGAAAUUGAGCGAUAGAGGCCUAGAGGUGUUUCAAAUUGAAAUAAUGAUCUGAAUUAAUUGUGAAAAAAAAAUGAAAAUUCUGGACUCCAAAACAUUCCUGUAUUAUUAUUAUUGUAAUUCUUGCUGUUGCAUACUAGUGAAUAAAAAUGUUAUUAAAUAAACAUAUUAUUCUAAAAACUAUUUUAUUAUUAUUAAUAAAAAUCUAGAAAUAAAUUAACAUAAUAUCUAAUACAUUUUACAAAAGGUUUAUUUGUCUGUGCCACUUUUAACCUUGGCAAUUUUUACAUUUUUUUUUAACCUGGACCUGAAUUAAAUUUUUGCCAUUUUCCAACUAAAAAGAUCCCGAAGCCGAAAUUUCCAUUCGUCCUUAAAAUGGAAAGGUUUUAAAUUACAAUUGAAUAAAUGUGAUUUUUUUUUCCCCCACAAGGAGAAGUUAGCAGGCUAUUUAUUGAAAACAUUUUUGUCAUUUAUUUUUCUUACGACCUUCUUUUACUCAUGUAGUUGGGUGUGUUUUGGGUUUUACUCUUAUUUUAUUAUUAUUUUAGAAUGUACUACUAUUUAUAUCUCUCUGUAAGCUGUCCCAGAUCUACAGCAAGAGCGAAAUCGUUAUUCAGACCCACUCGUUUUUACUUAGUGUACAUCUAGUGCAUACUUACACACAUGAUUAGCUGUUGCUAGGGUGCUGUGUGGUUCAUUUUCCACUGAAGUGUUUAAUAAUAAACCUUCACAAGCUCUCUCUUUUCUUUAUGAAGUUGAAAAGACAUGUAACUUCGAAGUGAAUAUACUGUAUGCAAUGGAAGUAUAUCAAAUAAUAAAAA